AUGACGCCCUCCCCAAUGCUAUCCAUCCUUCCUUGCCUGCUGCUACUACUAGUAGCUGUAUUCCUGCCGUCGGCCUCUUGCUUUGUGGUACCAGAUCAUGCGACCAAUCGCCUGACUCCGGUGAUACCCCAUCCAUCCAGCAUACCAACCGGUGGUACUACCGCAACAGCAAGAGUGCCAGUAAGUUGCUCCACGGCCUUUGACGCGUGGGAAUGGACGGCCAAUAUUGGAGCCCCGGCGGCUCUUGUUGCGGGAGCCGUCUUGGUGACACUGACCGAAACCAGAGAAGACACGGCACCGAGACGUUCCGAUCUUAAAAGUACACGCUUUCUCAAGCUCGCCAUGAGAUUCCUGCUCCUUACAUCCUUUGCCUUGGAGACGGUCUCCAUCUUUGUGAGCACCAUGACGGGCUCGGUCUUGCUGGGUCAUGGGGAGCAAAAAAUUGCUUCCAAAAUGAUUGGAUACUCGGCUCCUUUACAGCUCAUGUUCCAUCAUCACGAAUUUGAAUAUUUGACAACCCAAAUUUGCUUCCUACAGGGUCUCAUCCAUUGGCUGGCUGCCGUUGCCGUAGAUUUGGUAUUGCCCAAAGGAGGGGAAACGAAGUCGGCAACUCGCAUGAACAAGUGUCUUGCAGGCUGGUUGACAUCCAUGAUAUUAUGGAUGAUGGCCUUUUACAAUCAUCACUUGUCAUUCUACGACGACUACUUUGGCAUGCUGCGACGAUUCUUUGUCCUCUUUGUACAACGUUAUGUUCUGGAACGACCCAUUCGACCAAUGAGUUUGCUCUAUGUCCCAUCCUUUUUUUAUUCCCUACGCUUAACCUGGAAGGCAUUUCGUAGUCCUCCCGAGUUGGAUGACGAGUAA
This is a messenger RNA of Seminavis robusta, 864 nucleotides long. NCBI's taxonomy places the organism in Eukaryota, Bacillariophyta, Bacillariophyceae, Naviculales, Naviculaceae. The record is from the annotation of a GenBank genome assembly.